Messenger RNA from Aegilops tauschii subsp. strangulata, 429 nucleotides. The record is from RefSeq and is a predicted model, not a curated record. Lineage: Eukaryota; Viridiplantae; Streptophyta; Magnoliopsida; Poales; Poaceae.
AUGGCGAUGCACAACCAAACAGAAAUUCCACUCACAACACUAAGAAAUGGACGAAACCAAGACGUUGUAGCAUCUGCAAAAAGAGGAAGAGACACAAUUCAAGAACCUGCCCCAAAAGAACAAGAUCAGAAAAUGAGGAAGACGAAGAAGAUGAAAUCAAAGAAGAAGAUGGUGACACAACUGAAGAAGAAAUGGCUUAUGAAGAAGCAGAUGAAGAAGAGGAGGAAGAAGAAGAUAGUGAAGUGGACGAAGAACAUGAAGAAACUGAAGGAGUGGCUUAUGAAGAAACAGAUGACGAAGAGGAGGAAGAGGAAGAAGAGAGUGAAGAGGACGAAGAACAAGAAGAAACAAUGCCAACAAGACCACCACAAGGGAAUGCUGCUGUACAGAAACAACCGAGAACGACAACAAUUUCAAAAAACAAGGUAG